Messenger RNA from Chelonus insularis, 489 nucleotides. RefSeq names its product 60S ribosomal protein L35-like. The record is from RefSeq and is a predicted model, not a curated record. Gene Ontology annotation, cellular component: cytosolic large ribosomal subunit; ribosome. Gene Ontology annotation, biological process: maturation of LSU-rRNA from tricistronic rRNA transcript (SSU-rRNA, 5.8S rRNA, LSU-rRNA); translation. The coding region runs from base 69 to 440 and encodes 123 amino acids. Gene Ontology annotation, molecular function: structural constituent of ribosome; mRNA binding. The transcript has 3 exons. NCBI's taxonomy places the organism in Eukaryota, Metazoa, Arthropoda, Insecta, Hymenoptera, Braconidae.
UUCAAAAUUGAAUAACCUCAAAAUCACAUUUCUGGUAAUCUUUCUUUCUUGAAACAGAGCUUGACAAAAUGGGUAAAGUCAAGUGCUCAGAAUUGCGUACGAAGGAUAAGAAGGAGUUGCUCAAGCAACUCGAAGAACUCAAAACUGAAUUAACUAAUCUUCGAGUUGCUAAAGUUACUGGUGGAGCAGCUUCUAAACUUUCUAAAAUACGUGUUGUACGUAAAGCUAUUGCUCGUGUAUACAUUAUUAUGCACCAGAAGCAAAAAGAAAAUUUAAGACUUUUGUACAAAAAUAAAAAAUAUAAACCUUUGGAUUUAAGGCCAAAAAAGACCCGUGCGAUCCGUAGGAAGUUAACGCCUUACCAAGCAGGCCGUAAAACUCUAAAAGAAAUCAGAAAGUUAUCUGCAUGGCCAAUGAGGAAGUAUGCUCUUAAGGCAUGAAAUAUUUAAUAUAUUUCAAAUUAAAAUAAAUUAUAAAAAUCCAAAAAAA